Messenger RNA from Carcharodon carcharias (great white shark), 1165 nucleotides. RefSeq names its product myotrophin (gene mtpn). Gene Ontology annotation, cellular component: nucleus; cytoplasm. The transcript has 4 exons. Bases 129 to 491 code for a protein of 120 amino acids. Gene Ontology annotation, molecular function: protein binding. The record is from RefSeq and is a predicted model, not a curated record. NCBI's taxonomy places the organism in Eukaryota, Metazoa, Chordata, Chondrichthyes, Lamniformes, Lamnidae. Gene Ontology annotation, biological process: regulation of barbed-end actin filament capping.
AUUCUUCCCUGGGUGUAGGUCCGUUUUCCCUUCCACCCCCCACCCCCCUCCGGAGGCCGUCGCCGAAGCGACCCGUUAAGCAGCCGCUCGCAGAGAGAGAGUGAGAGACCGCCCGAACGCAAUAAAACAUGUCGGAAGCUGACCUCAAAGUAAUCUGGGCCAUCAAGAACGGAGAUGUGGAGGAAGUGAAGAACUUCGUGGAACAGGGUGUAGAUGUGACCAAGGUAGAAGUAGCUGGUCGGAAGGCCAUUCACUUUGCAGCAGAUUGUGGUCAGCUUGAGGUUCUGGAGUUCCUAAUUCACAUGGGAGCAGAGAUUAAUGCUCCAGAUAGACAUGGUUACACAGCACUUCUGUCAGCAAUCUACGAGGGGCAUGUAGACUGUGUGAAAUUGCUGGUAUCCAAGGGUGCUAAUAAAACAGGGAAAUGCCCUGAUGGAAUGAGCUAUUUGGAAGUUGCUGAAAGCCCUGAAAUGAGAGAACUUCUCAAGUGACGGUUGUCUUGCUUUGCCGUGGCCUUGUGCUGCACCAUCUCAUUUUUUUUCUCUUCUCAAUUCUUUCUGCUUCCGAGUGCAUCUUUUAAUUCUGACUAAACAGACAAGUUUGUAGCAUGUUUUUGUACAGUUACAGACAUCUUGAUUAACAUAAAUAUCAGAGCUCUUGCACAGCGUACAAUGGACUGAUUCCACGUCUCACUAGGGAUAGUUCAACACAAAAAUAAAUUGCUGUGAUUAUUGAAGGCAGUUCGUAUCACGAUUAUUCUACACGUGUCCAUCUUCCUGAGUCACCCCUACUCGGACUUGUUUUCCUACGUUGUGGACAGAGUGAAGCAGAUGUUCUUUAAAUGAUUGUGCUGAAAAGUUUUCCAGCAGAAUUUUAUUAUUGUGUUCCCCUCAUACAGUACUCAGUGUAGCAGGUCAAUUCUGAAAUUUGAAGAUUUGGCAGUCGCAGCACCUCACUGAUUUGAAGACACCUUCCAAAUGUUUUGUUUCCCAUUUUGACUUUUGGGUAUUGAUUAUCAUGUGAACCAUAUGUGAACGUUUUAUUACAAAAAGCAAUUCUAAGGAUGAUCGUGAUAACAAUUGGAUUAUUGAGUGAACUAUCGCUAUUCCUGUUGCAUAAUCAGUGACUUGAGAAAUCUGUUUUAAUAAAAUAAAGAUGUGUGUAA